Molecule: messenger RNA, 187 nt
Organism: Racocetra fulgida
Lineage: Eukaryota; Fungi; Glomeromycota; Glomeromycetes; Diversisporales; Gigasporaceae
Source: the annotation of a GenBank genome assembly
AUGUCUCAAUUUGUUGAACUUCCACUUGAACUUCUCAACUUGAAGCCAUCAGAUGAAACUAUAUUUAUCGAUAAAGUUGGUGAAAGUGUACCCUUAACAACGUGGAAAAAUUUGUGUAAUCCGCCAACGGAUGGUGAAAAGCCAACGGAGGAUGAGGAAGAGGAUGAUUGGCAAAACUACUGCACAA